This is a messenger RNA of Triplophysa dalaica, 546 nucleotides long. RefSeq names its product fucolectin-like. Bases 1 to 546 code for a protein of 181 amino acids. The record is from RefSeq and is a predicted model, not a curated record. Lineage: Eukaryota; Metazoa; Chordata; Actinopteri; Cypriniformes; Nemacheilidae. The transcript has 4 exons.
AUGGCUUCGAAAGAAGCGUAUCGACGCUUAAUCUUAGGAGAUCGAGCAGUCAUCUCUGGAUCUGCUUCAUCAUCUUUACACAGUGACAUGGACAAACUUGUUCAUCUGAUUUUACUUUCUGAGAAUUUGGCAUUGAAUGGAACAGUCACACAGUCGUCCACACAUCUCACCUGGCUAGCUCAAAAUGCCAUAGAUGGUAAAAAGUAUGGAUCUGAAUACUGCUUUGCCACAUCGUAUCAAAGUAACCCAUGGUGGAGGUUGGAUCUCUUGGAUGUUUAUAACAUCAGUACAGUGAUCAUCACUACUCAUGCCAGCUAUUUGGAUCAAGCCAACGGAGCCGAGAUUCGUGUUGGAAACUCACUGGAAAACAACGGAAACAACAACCCUGUAUGUGCUGUAACUUCUGGUCUGCAAGCUGGUCGCACCAUCACUUACUCAUGUCGUGGGAUGUUGGGACGUUAUGUGAAUGUGAUAAUGCCUGAACGUACAGCUCAUCUGUCUCUGUGUGAGGUGGAGGUGUAUGGAACUGGUAAAUUUGACUCAUAA